Messenger RNA from Fusarium venenatum, 2460 nucleotides. RefSeq lists its product as uncharacterized. NCBI's taxonomy places the organism in Eukaryota, Fungi, Ascomycota, Sordariomycetes, Hypocreales, Nectriaceae. Gene Ontology annotation, molecular function: RNA polymerase II cis-regulatory region sequence-specific DNA binding; zinc ion binding; DNA-binding transcription factor activity, RNA polymerase II-specific. Gene Ontology annotation, cellular component: nucleus. Gene Ontology annotation, biological process: DNA-templated transcription; positive regulation of transcription from RNA polymerase II promoter by galactose. The record is from RefSeq and is a predicted model, not a curated record.
AUGAAGCCCCUCGGGCCCCAAGACUCUGGAUCUGAGUCUGGUCUAACUGGUACUGAAGCAGCUGGAGCACAGCAGUCGGCAGGACUCCGGUCUACUGCCUCUGUUGCUGUUACUGCUAAUACCGCUUCUGCUCCACGAAGACUUCCUGUCAAUCCCCGCCGACACAAGGUUGCUCCCGAGCACCGCAAGCGUGUCGCUACAGCGUGCAAUGCUUGCAACGUGAGAAGAGUCAGAUGCUCUGGUGAGCACCCGUGUCGGCAAUGUCAAUCCUCUUCACGCGACUGCGUAUAUCCUCUUCCUGUUGAGAAGGUCUCUAUUACACGCGCAGAGCUUCAAGAACUAAAACACAAGGUCGAUCUCUAUGAACGGGUGCUUCGGGAUACUGUACCCGCUGCUAUAUCCAACGCGGUUACCGAUGCCAACAGUCGCCAAGAGCUAUCUGCAUUGCUUGGUCGGACAUUGUCUGGUUCUGGUCAUAACGCUGGGCCUGGUACCGGGUCAACAAUUCAUUCACAUACAGCAUCAACCAUAGAUGGGCACACAAAUAUCGCGAGGGGUACACAUGAGCUUCCUCAAUACCAAUAUCCCAGCGUUCAUCGACAGUUCCAACAAAUCCCCCAGUCUCAGUCUCAAAUCCAAUUCCCAGAUGCGCGGAUCCAAGAUCUUAACAUUGGUCUUUCACGAUCGCAUCUUCCCCCAGCACAGUCCAUAUCGAAUACAAAUCAGAGGCAAGAUGAAGACGAGAACCUGGCAACUACCGAAGGUCGUCUACUACAUGAUCCUGACGGCUAUGCGCGCUUUCUCGGCGAGACGAGUGGUGCAACUUUUCUUGAUUACCUGAAAGAGUUCAUGACAACUGUUCUGCCUCUUGCGUACCAGAACCUUCGCCCAGGCUCUGAUGGCAGUGCAUUCUUGUCGAGUCUCGGCCGCUAUCAGACCUACGACUCUCGUCCUUUGCACGAUCGUGAUGUCGACCCUACAUGGUUCCCUUCCCACCCGGAGAUGGACGCCAUGUUAUCCGAGCUACGAUACUUUAUUCAAGAUGGAAACGGACAUUGGCCAAGCGGCGGUAUUUACUGGUGGGGGAAUCUCUCGACGACACCUGUGAUCCCUUCACUAGAGCGAGACCCGCCGGUCGUCCGGUUGAAAAAAUGCCGUCCUCUCGCUCUGUAUCAGACGGCAUUCGCUGUGGUCUCUCAGGCUACAAUCAUGCCACCCCAGGAUAUUUCGAUAGAUUCUCAUCUCAGCGAGAGCUACUUCAGCAGGGCCCGUAUGCUCUUGGGAAAUCCUCUCGACAUCACCCGCUUUACGCCCAAUGAAGUUGCUGCGUUGACUCUGAUGGGAUUCUACUUGAUUGAGAUGAAUCGCCGCGAUGCUGCCUACAUGUGUGUGAGCAGUGCAAUGCAUAUUAGCAUCAUGCAUGGCUCUCAUAGGGGUUGGCUAGAUGAAAGCGGCAAGCGAGUCUUCUGGACGUUAUACGUGCUGGAUCGCUAUCUGAGCUGUCUAAUGGGAAGACCCCCAACUAUCAUGGAUGAUGCUAUCCGUUUAGAACCCCCCCGUGAUGCACCGUCUAUGCCCCCAGCCGAUGGUCUCAGGGCACACGUCGAGCUUUCAAGAAUCUCAAGUCACAUCGUGUGUAACACAUAUCGCAUAUCCCCUUCAGAAGAUGUUGCGAGACCUGUAAGGAGUCUCGAAGGAGAAAUUAGAAUGCUUGAUAAUUGGAGUCUAAAUCUUCCGCCAACCAUACGACUUUCAAGCAACGGACUGAGCGAUGACCCGGCCACCUGCUUGUUACAUAUGCACUACAACCAGCUCAUCAUCCUCACUAUACGCCCGGUUUUCUUUACUCUAGUCAAAAAGUCAUUCGCAGAAAAGCUCGUCUCCCGCCAAUGCUCCUUGAGAACACACCCCCAGCUUCCUCACCUCAAGCGAUGCAUUGCCUCAGCAGAGCACAACAUUCGUCUCGCACGCCAGAUCUUACUUGUUAACCAACCUCGAAAACUGCUUCAAGCUGGUCUUCAUUUCAUAUUCAACGCUGCUAUUGUGCUGAUGCUGCAGCAGCUGGUCGAGGAUCUGUGUCCGUCAUCCAGAACCGAAAAGGCUCGGUCACUCGAUCUUGACUUCGUGAUCGCCAGGUUCGAGGAUGAGAGCCGUGUGGGCAGCAACUAUGGGCGAGACUGCGCCACGGUUCUUAGAGACCUUCGCGUUCUUGUUCAAAGACUUCCUAUACCUGUGGACAUCAGCGCUGCGACGCGCUCUGUCAACAUGAGUCAAGCUUCGACAACCUACGAUCCAAUUGCAAACCGAACAACAGUAGAUAUGGGACAAUCAUGGCCGGACAAGUUGACUUCAGAGGCACUGCAGCAACCUAUUCUUGUUGAUCAAGGUCACAUGCUAUAUAAUGAGUUGGUGUCGUGGAUAGAUGUCGAUUGGCAGACCUAUAAUGGGUAUCUCAUUUAG